AAGUGGGGUUUAAAAACUACAAAUAUCCUACAGUUCCCGGCAGGCAAGGCGGUUCGAGCUCAGCGGUGGACUUCCGGAGUUCUGCAGAGGAGAGAGAGGGGUGUUGGGGCUCGGGGAGCCCGGCCGCGGACGGCGAUGCCCAUCGAGGUGGAGCGCAAGUUUGCCGUGCGCCCCGACACAGAGCGGUGUUUGGCGUCCCUGGGCGGGCAGCGCCUGGGCAGCCGCUCUCUGCUGGACCGCUACUUCGACACCGAAGACCUGCGGCUCACGUCCGCCGACCUGUGGCUCCGGACCCGCGAGGGCCGCUGGCAGCUGAAAAGCCGCGUCGGGGCUGGGGGGCCGGCUGACGGGACCACCCGCUACCGUGAGACCACGUCGGAGGCCGAGAUCUUGGCCCUGCUGCGGCCGCUGCUGACCGCCGCCGCGGGGGGCCUGGACCGGCUGGUGGAGAGCGGGCACCUGCAAGAGUUCGCCGCCAUCCGCACCCAGCGCAUCUCCUACCGCCUGCCCCAGGGGACGGUGGUGGACCUGGACCUGGCCGACUUCGGCCACCGGGUAGGCGAGAUCGAGGUGGAGGUGGGCACCGAGGCCGAGGUGCCCGCGGCCCAGGCCAGGAUCGAGGAGCUGGCACGCAGCCUGGGUCUGGACGGUGAAGAGGUCCUUCCUGGCAAGAUGCACGUCUUCCUGCAGAAGUUCCGCCCACUUCACUACCAGAAGCUCUUGGACGCCAGAGUCCUGUAGCCGGAGUCAGGGAGUGGGCGUGGGGCAAGUGCCUCGGGAGCUCAGCAUCUCCGCUGGAAGCAGCAUGUGAUAAUUACCCCAGUGCUGCAACCCGUGCUCCGUGCACCCCUCCCCAGGCGCAGAACUUCCGGUGCACAGCAAGACUCCGCCGCUGCGCAAGGUGUCGAGGCAGCUGAGGCUCCAGACUCCCCAGGGCUCCGGAAACGCUCCCCAUCCGCCUCCGCAGGGUGUGGGGAUUUCAUCGGACUGGGAUGUCUGCCCAACUGCAACCCCCACUCCACCCGGGAGAUUCACACCACACUGUUUUUAUAAGUAAUUCUGGUUCCAGUUACUCAGCGUGUCACAGACAAGUGAAAUAAAGACAGCGAUUGAU
Mobula hypostoma (lesser devil ray) is the source of this 1114-nucleotide messenger RNA. RefSeq names its product thiamine triphosphatase (gene thtpa). NCBI's taxonomy places the organism in Eukaryota, Metazoa, Chordata, Chondrichthyes, Myliobatiformes, Myliobatidae. The record is from RefSeq and is a predicted model, not a curated record. Gene Ontology annotation, biological process: thiamine diphosphate metabolic process; thiamine metabolic process; dephosphorylation. The transcript is spliced from 3 exons. Gene Ontology annotation, molecular function: magnesium ion binding; thiamine triphosphate phosphatase activity. The coding region runs from base 136 to 741 and encodes 201 amino acids.